Messenger RNA from Symbiodinium sp. CCMP2592, 531 nucleotides. The record is from the annotation of a GenBank genome assembly. Lineage: Eukaryota; Dinophyceae; Suessiales; Symbiodiniaceae.
AUGAGCGAGAUGGUCAAUGCCAUGGGUGACUUUGGCAACAUUACGGGAGUCAUUUCAUUCCUGGAUCUGAUCUUGAAGGAAGGGCUUCGGAUCGAUGAAGGAACUUGGGGCUCAGCGCUGAAUGGCUGCAAAAUCGCAGGCAAGCCGCGCACAGCCAAGUACUUCUUGAAGGAAAUGGUAUCGAGAAGUGUGCCUGUCAACCUCAUCCACUACACACAUGCCAUGGCCGCACAUGCCGGCCGAAAGCUGGAAAACAUCACGGCUUUCGCGGAGGAGGUAGCGAUGUCCGGUAUUGACAUUGACGAGUAUUUCGUGGAGAUGCAUGUGACAUCAUUGAUGGGGAGCCGGAAAACUACGCAUGAGACAAAAAGCAUGGCUGACGUUCGCAGGGUCGUUUCCAAUGUGAAGCCUUCGCACGCCGCUGAGGCGCUUCGCGUAAUCGAGGCUUCCAUUUCUAACGGCAUGAAACUGACCCGACUUACACGGCGUUUCCACCAGGCUUUGCUCGAGGUUCGGGCAGGACCAAGAUAG